ACAGGACCCGACCGGAGAGCCGCAGGUUCCGCGCGGGUCGGCGGGCGCCGGACUGCCCAGAGCCCCCACCCAGCACCACACAGACUCCCCCACCCCCGCCCUGCGCCCCAGCCGAGGACCCCCCCAAACACCGGCAUGGACUGCUGCACUGAGAGCGCCUGUUCCAAACCAGAAGACGACAUCCUGGAUAUCCCGCUGGAUGACCCCGGUGCCAACGCGGCCGCUGCCAAAAUCCAGGCGAGUUUCCGAGGCCACAUGGCGAGGAAGAAGAUAAAGAGCGGAGAGCGUGGCCGGAAGGGCCCUGGCCCAGGAGGCCCAGGUGGAGCCGGGGGCGCCCGGGGAGGCACGGGCGGCGGCUCCAGUGGAGACUAGGCCAGAACUGAGCAUUUUCGAAGUUCCCAACGAGAUGGAUGCCGCGUCCCCUUCGCUGUGACGAGACUUCCCUGCCGCCUUGGUGAUCCCCUCCUCCCACUCACCCUCCGGCUUCAGGAGCCCCUUUGCGUCCCAGAGACUCUUUCCCAGGCCGGCUCCGUCGCAGAGUCGCCAAGUCUGCGCCAUUUUAGUUCACCUGUCCAGUGUAGUCCUAUCCUCCCCACUCAAGUCCCAAACCCUGCGCUUCCCAAAUUUCCCUGUUUUAGUGCUUCUCGCCCACCUCUCUCCCGCAUCCAGCAUGCAGUUCUGCCUCCGCGGCUUCGGGGUGCUUUCUGAGCGCGCACCGCGGAGGGUGCCCUAAGCGUUGCCCAAAUACACUCACUUUCAAAAAAGGAAAAAAAAAAAAAAGAACUUAAAAAAGAAAAGGUCCUUUCUUUCUGUGCGCAGCUGAAGGGGGCGCCCUGUGUUUUUCUGCGGUUACUGCCCUCACCCCACCGCAGAAGUUGAGAUGUGGGCCCAGGAGGGAGAGGAAGAGGGUUCUGAUGGCUUCGGUUGCCCCGCGCAGUGACCCCGCACCUGCCUGUUAAGUCCCCUCCGCGUUCCCCAGCGCACCCCGCCCAGCG
Molecule: messenger RNA, 995 nt
Organism: Ochotona princeps (American pika)
Lineage: Eukaryota; Metazoa; Chordata; Mammalia; Lagomorpha; Ochotonidae
Gene: NRGN
Product: neurogranin
Exons: 4
Coding region: 136-372 (78 amino acids)
Molecular function (GO): calmodulin binding
Source: RefSeq, a predicted model, not a curated record